Molecule: messenger RNA, 2144 nt
Organism: Papilio machaon (common yellow swallowtail)
Lineage: Eukaryota; Metazoa; Arthropoda; Insecta; Lepidoptera; Papilionidae
Product: ATP-binding cassette sub-family G member 1
Exons: 10
Coding region: 185-2071 (628 amino acids)
Cellular component (GO): plasma membrane
Molecular function (GO): ATP hydrolysis activity; ABC-type transporter activity; ATP binding
Source: RefSeq, a predicted model, not a curated record
CGCGCAAACUCUACGUCCAGACCAGUGUGGCGCUAGACGUCGGUCGCCUAUGCGCGGGAGUGUCUGUCGCUGUAUUCUUGAGACGCGUCUUCCUUUGUUUACGUUUUACGUUCACAGUGCUGUAUGACAACGCAAUGGAACCUAAACUAUUUGUUUUAAUGCUGUAGCGACCUUCUGUGUUUUUAUGCUAGUGAAAGUUAUCAACAUGGUUGUCGACAAUCAAUCCGUGUCUCAAGAGACAGCUUCGACGUCGUCGUCGGAAGACUCGCUCAACAUUUCUUUCCAAGAUAUCACCUACAAAGUCCGGCACGGCAUUCUGGCGGGAGGUCGUAAAACCGUAUUAAAUAAUGUGAGCGGCAGCUUCAACGCCGGCGAGCUGACUGUCAUCAUUGGCCAAUCCGGAGCCGGCAAAAGCACUCUCAUGGACAUUCUUGCAGGAUACACAAAGCCAACGAGCGGUACGUUGUACGUAAACGGCCGCGUGCGCGUACACAAUAGGUUCCUGCGGCGCUCCUGCUACAUUCUACAAGACGACCGAGUGCAGGACAUGCUCACUAUACAGGAGUCGCUGCAUAUCGCUGCUGAACUCAAACUUGGCAACCACAUUAGUACUGAACAGAAGACACAAAGGGUACAAGAAAUAAUGACAUCGCUGGCGAUGACGAAGGCGAGGCACACGCGCGCCGGCUGCCUGUCCGGCGGACAGAGGAAGCGGCUUGCAAUCGGCCUCGAGCUCGUCAGCGACCCUCCGGUCAUGUUCCUCGACGAACCCACUAGUGGCUUGGACAGCUCGAUAUCCAAACAAUUGGUGUAUUUGCUGCAUUUAUUAGCCAGACAAGGCAGGACCGUGGUGGUGAGCAUGCACCAACCCUCCGCGGCUCUACUGGACAUGGUGGACAGAGUAUACGCGAUCGUGGCGGGCCGAUGCGCAUACAUGGGGUCCGUGCCUCUCCUUCUACCUUAUUUACAACAAAUGAAUUUGACGUGCCCACCUUACCAUAAUCCCGUGGAUUUUUUUAUAGAAAUUUGCUCGGAAAAUGAAACUCAAUUAGUAGAAUCAUCACAAAAUGGAAAGAACCAGCGAUGGAUAAAUAAUAUUACAGAUGAGACUGAUAGUAAUUUAAUAGAAAAAUAUAAGUUAAGUAAAAAUGAAGAAGUGUUUCUGACCACUUUGCCAUCGCCAAAAGAAGAUCCGACGAGUAAAAUUCUACUGUCGUUAAAAGGCACUUACCCAACGUCUACGUGGAAGCAAUUCACAACAUUGUCACGGAGAUCAUUCUUGUCGUACUGGCGUGAUCCCCAGUUCACGCUGAUGAUCACCGGCAUCCACUUCUUCAUGGCACUCUUCGUCGGCUUCUUGUUCUACAACAUCGGGGACGAGGCGCGCUACGUUCGGGACAAUUACAACUUCCUAUACUUUAGUCUUAUGUUCCUCAUGUUCACCGCAUUCAGUGCCGUAUCCAUCAGAUUUCCAGAACAACUGCCCGUUGUGCGGAGAGAGCACUUCAACCGUUGGUACGCGACUGGUGCGUACUACGCAUCCACUCUGGUGUCGUCGUUGCCCACGCAGACCAUCUGCACGCUCACCUUCGCCGUCAUCACCUACUGGCUGACUGGCCAGCCGCAAGAGUACAGGCGCUUCUUUAGCUUUUGCUGCACUCUGCUCCUAGUCUCCUACACCGCCAUCUGCAUCGGACUCUUUAAUGGAUCCUUGUUUAAUGUAAAGAAUGGUGUUGUGUUCGGGCCGUUCUUCAUAAUGCCAUUCACGGUGUUCUCCGGCUUCUUCCUACGCUACAGCGACGCGCCGUUCUUUUUCCAAUGGAUGUUUAACUUCUCCUUCCUGAAACAUGGCCUGGUCGGCUUGGUCAUAUCAAUAUUCGGCAUGAACCGGCCGAAACUCGUUUGUGACAUACUCUACUGCCACUACACUUACCCCAGCCAAUUCCUAGAGGAUAACGGAAUGGCACAUGAACAAUACGGGUACACUGUUAUAGCUCUAUUCUGCAUAGCGUUCGUCUUCAUAUUUUUCUCAUAUAUCGUUUUAAAAAUUAGAAUGAGAAGUAAAUGGUGAACAUCUCUAUAGAUCGUUGUUUGUACACUGGUAGUUGUAACUAAUUCCAUAACGUAAAUGAUCUCUCGUUAAG